AUGUCGAACCAGCGAGAUUCGUGGGUGAAAAACUAUGACGACGUCGACUUUGAUGUUGCGUUCCUGGCUUAUCCCUCACAUCUGCAAGAACAGGAGCAGGAAAGAAUGUUAGAUUCGACUCUUCUCGAUUCGACACCGAGCACAUCCACUUCUUCGCCGGAACCCCAACAUCCUCUCAUCGCCGGAGCCUCGCCGUCAGCAGCUCCACCAGCAGAUGUCUUGCCUGCGCGCCAGUCGUCACAUGGCCGCCCUGUGUUCACGCUGACAGAUCCACCUGCAACACAGUCAGCCCCUUCCUCAUUUCACGGCCGCCCAACGUACAACCUCUCCGACUCCGUCUCUCCUCCGCUUUCCUCCUCCGACACACCCAACACAACCGCCGUAACCGCCCGUUCUCCCCGCUCCUCCUCCUUCAAAUCUUUCGCCUCUUCCCCUCUCAACCCAACCUCUCCCGCCUUCACUUCCCCGUUCGCCCGUCCGGGCUCCAGAGGAAGUGCGCAUAUCAACCGUAUCCCCUCCGAAGACUGCCGUGCCCUCUCCAUUGGCGGCUCACCGUUGUCCAUGAGCACUGCCGGCUCUCGAGGGUCAAUGAUUCUCUACAGGCUGCCUGCAGCUGAAGACGGCUCUCUCAUGCCACCUAUACUUCCACGUGCAUCCGUCUAUUCCACCUCUGGCGACUCCAUCGUCUCCCUAUCAAGUGAUUCAAAAUACCCAGCAGGUUCAAUGAUGACAGAACGUGGCCUUGUGGCGUAUGCGUACGACCCCUCAACCGACGACGAUAUCGAGGAUGACAUGCACGAUCCAAGGGAGUGGAAGGAAAACGGCUCCAUCUCAUGGCGAGGGAUUAUCAACGUCUCCGCCCUCGUCGCCUUGAUAGCGGCCCUUCUCUGCUUGUUCAUCGUUUACCCCGUCUAUCGCGCGUUCACGGACACUGGAAUCAAUGAGAUGAUCACCCGCAAUACGAGGAUUAACGCGACGGGGCAGGCAACCUUGGAUUCGAGAGGCCUGUGGGAGAUUGAUCUGCGGCUAUAG
Molecule: messenger RNA, 1032 nt
Organism: Laccaria bicolor S238N-H82
Lineage: Eukaryota; Fungi; Basidiomycota; Agaricomycetes; Agaricales; Hydnangiaceae
Exons: 2
Coding region: 1-1032 (343 amino acids)
Source: RefSeq, a predicted model, not a curated record